AUGACUCUGGCUCCGUCGAAGCGAGUCACUGUCCGGGUCUGGACCCUGGUUGACAGUCGCAAUUACAUUCCUCUUCGCAAACGCCAUUAUUCUUCCACUACCCAAACAUCCGACUCACCUCGGACUACGAAACGACGCGAGUUCCAUGACUAUUUUGUUACGCAUCUCCCCUCAUCCUCCCUCCAUCCAGACCCUAGGGGCCCGCUCACAUCGUUCCAUAAACUCCCCCGCUCAGCAUCAGUACCACAUACUGGAGAGAUAACGCACUCUCCGGCUUCAUUCCAAGCUCUGGUCGGCCGAGAGACGACCGUAGUUCGGAUUCCGCUACGAAGCGCGAAACAUCACUUUGGAGCCGCAACCUCUCGAGGAACUCGCGCUUAUAAUGAAGACACCUACCAGGCUGGAGUUAUUGAUAUACCUGCCUUCGCGAAGCGUCCUCCGUCGUCCUUGACGAUUAAGCGCGAUGUUGCUGGACCCCGAGAAAACAGAGCUGCGGAUAGCGCGAGCGGGGAUCCGCAAGUUUUCUACUUUGGAAUAUUCGAUGGCCACGGUGGAUCUGAAUGUAGUACUUUUCUACAAGAUACGCUGCAUGAAUAUAUUCAGGACACUGCCGCCGAGUUUGAACUGCAGUCGAGUUUGAAAAAGGCCGAGGAGGAGCCUGAAUUGUCUGGCAGCGAGCUGCCAGUCCGACAAGGUAGCAAUGCGAUGCGGGUGCGGAGAUUGGAAAAAACUCUGGUGCAGAACUGGAGACAUCUCGUCGGAGGAUAUUUCAAAAGAUUCGUCCCGCCAAACUUCUCACACCUAACUAAACACCCCGCGGAGGGCGAGACAAAGCCGGCAACCGAUGAUAAAUGUGUCUCAAUUGAGGAAAUCCUCGAGUACGCUUUUUUGCGUGCAGACUUGGAUUUCGUUUCCGCCCAAGCCUCAAGGCAAGAUGACGAGCUGUCGAAUGUUUUCCGGCCGCUUUACCAAGAUGACAUUCUCUAUGGGCCAGCCCGUUCUCAAUCAUUAAGCCCCAGUAGCCUGAGACGGUUCAAAGGUGGAAGCACAGCGAGCUCUGUAUUAAUCUCCACACCAACGCCCGCGCCUUUCUGGCAUCCAUCUAGUCCGUCAAGUUUGCUAGUCUCACAUGUUGGCGAUACUAGGAUCUUGUUGUGCUCGACGGCCACUGGCGAGGCUAUACCUCUCACAUCCAACCAUCACCCUUCGUCGCCCAUCGAAGCCAACCGGCUAAGACGAUAUGCAGCUACAUUCGUGACCGACUCGUUUGGCGAAGAGCGUAUUAGCGGGUUAGCGAACACUCGUGCCUUUGGUGAUGUACAGUCCAAACGGAUCGGUGUAUCGGCUGAACCCGAGCUUCGCCGUUUCGAGAUAGCACCGGCGGAAUACUCUUUCUUGGUACUCAUGACGGACGGCGUCACGGACUCACUCAACGAUCAAGAAGUCGUUGAUAUCAUUAAAGAAGCGAAGACUCCAGACGAAGGGUCUCGGCAUGUGGUCAAUUUCGCUACCGAGGUCACCAAGUCGGGGGACAAUGCUACUUGCCUCGUCGUGCGACUUGGUGGCUGGGAGCGACGAUUGGAAGGGGGCUUAGGCAGCCUGGGAACGAAAGAAUCUCGCGAAUUCCGUCGACAAGAAGCUACAGAUCCGCGCAGGUCACGGACAUGA
This is a messenger RNA of Aspergillus puulaauensis, 1668 nucleotides long. It is a transcript of the gene ptcA, whose product is annotated as type 2C protein phosphatase PTC6. Gene Ontology annotation, biological process: protein dephosphorylation. The record is from RefSeq and is a predicted model, not a curated record. The coding region runs from base 1 to 1668 and encodes 555 amino acids. The transcript has 2 exons. Lineage: Eukaryota; Fungi; Ascomycota; Eurotiomycetes; Eurotiales; Aspergillaceae. Gene Ontology annotation, molecular function: protein serine/threonine phosphatase activity; cation binding.